UCAUCUCAAUAAUCAAUAACUCCAAACACUUAUGAACUAGUCUUUAUUCCUUGCUAUUAUUUAAUUAUUACUCGAAUAUCAUGAACCUUGUUGAUGAGAAAAGAGGGACAUCUAUGGAGAAAAAUGAGAAAGAAAGUAUGGAAAACAAUGAACUUCCAAAUAUUAACUACAGAGGAUGGAAGGUCAUGCCCUUCAUCAUUGGAAAUGAAACAUUUGAGAAGCUAGGAGCCAUUGGAACCUUAGCAAACCUCUUAGUCUAUCUUACAACAGUAUUCAAUCUUAGCAGUAUUACAGCCACAAAUAUUGUGAAUAUCUUCAAUGGCAGUGCUAGUCUUGCUACUUUGCUAGGAGCUUUUCUUUGUGAUACUUAUUUUGGUCGCUACAAGACACUUGGUUUCUGCACAUUUGCUUCCUUUCUGGGGUUACUUGUUAUACAACUAACAGCAUGGAUUAAAAGCAUGCAUCCACCUGAGUGUGGAAAUGAGAAAAGCACAUGCAUAGAGCCAAGUACAGGACAAAUGUCAUUUCUACUGUUAGGAUUUGGAUUUCUAAUAGUAGGAGCUGCAGGGAUUAGACCUUGUAACUUAGCAUUUGGUGCUGAUCAGUUCAACCCCAACACUGAUUCAGGAAAAAAAGGAAUCAAUAGUUUCUUCAAUUGGUACUUUUUUACCUACACUUUUGCUCAGAUGGUUUCUCUGUCACUAAUUGUUUAUAUACAAUCAAAUGUGAGUUGGGCACUUGGUCUUGGUAUUCCUGCUGCUUUGAUGCUGUUUUCAUGUGUUGUUUAUUUCACGGGAAGUAAAUACUAUGUGAAAGUUAAAGCAAGUGGUAGUCCAGUGACAAAUAUUGUUCAGGUUUUAUAUGUGGCUAUAAAGAAAAGGAGACUCAAUCUAACAGAGGAUGAGUUUUUUAGCUAUAUAUCUUCUCACUCUAUCAACUCCAAGCUUCCUCGUACACUUCAGUUCAGGUUCCUUGACAAAGCUGCUAUUAUAACCCCACAAGACAACAUAAACCCUGAUGGGUCUGCAUCUGAUCCAUGGAGUCUUUGCAGUAUACAACAAGUAGAAGAAGUAAAAUGCUUAGUAAGAGUUUUACCAAUUUGGGUUUCAGGCAUACUCUACUAUGUUGCAUUAGUCCAACAAAGCACAAUGUUAGUCUUUCAAGCACUUCAAUCAGACAGAACAAUUUUCAACACCGAUUUCAAGAUUCCUGCAGCUUCAUACACAAUAUUCGCAAUGCUAAGCUUAACUAUAUUUUUACCAAUCUAUGACAGAAUUAUUGUUCCAACACUAAGAAGAUUCACUGGAAAAGAAGGUGGAAUCACAAUUCUACAAAGAAUUGGAAUUGGCAUGUUUGUUUCUAUACUAUGCAUGUUAGUAUCUGGUGUGGUGGAACAAAAAAGAAGAACUAUGGCUAUUAAUAAUCCUAUCGGAAUCGAACCGAGAAAAGGCGCUAUUUCAUCGAUGUCAGGUUUGUGGUUGGUUCCUCAGUUAACAUUAGCAGGACUAUCUGAUGGAUUUACUUUGGUGGGUCAAGUUGAAUUUUACUACAAACAGUUUCCUGAGAACAUGAGAAGUUUAGCAGGGUCACUUUUUUUCUGUGGAUUGGCACUGUCAAGUUAUUUUAGUAGUUUCUUGAUUUCGGUUAUUCAUCGGUUGAGUGAUGCAUCUGCAACAGGGAAUUGGUUGCCACAGGAUCUUAAUAAGGGGAGAUUGGAUUAUUUUUAUUACAUUAUAACUUUAUUAGAAGUUGUUAAUUUGGGUUACUUUGUAAUGUGUUCAAGGUGGUAUAGGUAUAAAGGGGAUGGGAGUGAUAGUAGUGAUGUUCAACUUGAUCAACUGUCUAAACAAUUUGAUAAGAAGAUUAAUGGUGUUUAGUCAUUAAGUUCAUUGUAUUAGAACUUUUAAAUAGAAUAAAUAAAUUGUAUAUGAAUUUUGCUCUUUUUACAAUUGUAUUUGAAGAUCAUUUUAGUAGAAA
Molecule: messenger RNA, 1977 nt
Organism: Cicer arietinum (chickpea)
Lineage: Eukaryota; Viridiplantae; Streptophyta; Magnoliopsida; Fabales; Fabaceae
Product: protein NRT1/ PTR FAMILY 2.9-like
Biological process (GO): transmembrane transport
Cellular component (GO): membrane
Molecular function (GO): transmembrane transporter activity
Source: RefSeq, a predicted model, not a curated record